Messenger RNA from Anneissia japonica, 6928 nucleotides. Its product is annotated as endothelin-converting enzyme 1-like. The coding region runs from base 102 to 2336 and encodes 744 amino acids. Lineage: Eukaryota; Metazoa; Echinodermata; Crinoidea; Comatulida; Comatulidae. Gene Ontology annotation, molecular function: metalloendopeptidase activity. The transcript is spliced from 17 exons. The record is from RefSeq and is a predicted model, not a curated record. Gene Ontology annotation, biological process: protein processing. Gene Ontology annotation, cellular component: plasma membrane.
ACUUUGUUACUAGACAGUUAAUUAGUAAUAGCGCAGUGGAGCAUAUGGCCAAAAGGGGCGGUUAAUAUAUGUAGGACGGUUAGCACUCAUCUACUACCCUCAUGUAUGGUAGAGAGAUAGGUUCCUGGUUUGUAAGCUCGUUAGAGAUGUCGAACAAGAAACGAGCCGCUCCGUAUUAUGAUGAUCCCGAGGCUACGACUAAGUUUCUACAAGAGGUCAACGAGGAUGAUAGCGACGAGGAAUGGAAUUUAACAUCAUUAGCCAGAAAGUCGGAUCAGGAUGUAAUACAAUACACAAAACGUGAGAAGUGCCUUACGUGGAUCACCUUUUUCCUUCUAGUCAUAUUAAUCAGUCUAUCAAUUGCCAUUUUCUACAUUAUAUCAACGCCACAUAUCAUUGGUUGCUAUGAUCCAGAAUGUAUAGAAGCAAGUAGUCAAGUUCUUAGUUAUAUGGAUUUUAAGGCCGACCCCUGCACGGACUUCUACCAAUACGCAUGUGGGGGAUGGCUUGAGGCAGCACGUAUCCCAGAUGGCAAGCCCAAAUGGGGAGCUUUUGCUAAAGUAUAUCAAGAUAAUCAAUAUAAGUUACGAAGUAUUCUUGAAGAAGAUGGCAACAGUUACAAAGGUGUUCCAUCAUUAUCAGUGAAGAAAGCUAAGAGCUACUAUAAAUCAUGUAUGGAUGAAAUUAAAUUGGAUGAAGUAGGGGUAAAGCCUGCUAUCGAGUUAAUCAACUACAUAGGUGGGUGGAGCCUUAUAGCUAAUAACAGUGAAGCCAAAAAAUGGGAGGAGUCUAGCUGGGACAUGACGGACACUCUAGUGAAAAUCCAUCAAUUGAAGGUUGACCCUCUGUUUGGUAUGUGGGUCAGUGCUGAUGAUAAGAACUCAAGUGCAAACAUCAUUCAAUUCACGCAAGCUGGAAUUGGUUUGAAGGCACCGGAAUAUUACACAAGUAAUGACACGACACUUCGUGAAGCAUACGUUCACUUUGGUGCAAGAGUUGCCGAACUGAUUACCUACAAUGGAAACAAGCUGGAAGCCAACGCUCAUCAUGAUUUGCAUGACAAGACCCACAAUGCAAUGCGUGAAGUGGUGAAAUUUGAAACUGAACUUGCCAAGAUUUUUGUAGACAAAAAUGAUCUGAGGAACCCUGAGAAAAUUUAUCAUAAGAUGCAGUUUGCUCAAUUACAGGAUAUGGCACCCAAUUUAAAAUUGAAAACAUUUAUGAAGAACAUAUUUGGAACCAUUGUGCCAACAGAUGAAAAUAUCAUUGUUUACACUCCAACUUACUUUUCAAAACUGAAUGAUUUAGUAAAAGCGACAUCAAAAAAACCCAUGAAGCUAGGCAAAGGUAGAACUACGGCUACCUGCAAUAAUGCAACUUGUAAUGGUUCUUAUGGUAUUCCUGUCAGAUUGACUGAAGAAAUGGUCACUGGUAUAAAAGAAGCAUUUAGUGAAAACCUUGAAGAUGUUGAUUGGAUGGAUGAUAAAACAAAACGUGUUGCCAAAGAUAAAGCAAACGCUAUUAUUGAUAAGAUAGCAUAUCCAGACUGGAUUGAGAGGCCAGCUGAUCUUGAUGAAUAUUACAAUAAGAGCGUAAUCCACGAGAAAGACUUUUUUGGUAAUAUACUGAAUGUGCGUAGAUUCUUCACCUACAAAAUGUUAAUAAGGAGACGACAACCUGUUGACAAAUCAGAAUGGGAGAUGAAACCUUCAGAAGUGAAUGCCUACUAUAGUGCUUCCACAAACAACAUUGUAUUCCCCAUUGGUAUAUUUCAACGACCCUUCUUUGGCGCCAAUUAUCCUAUGUCAAUCAACUAUGGUGGUAUUGGAAUGGUCAUAGGUCAUGAGUUGACUCAUGGUUUUGACAACGAAGGUCAUGAAUUCGACAAAUAUGGAAACCUCUUUAACUGGUGGGCAAACAGCUCAUUAGAAGCAUUCCAAAAAAGAUCACAGUGCUUCAUUAAACAGUACAGUCAAUUUAACGUCGAUGGCAACUAUUUUGAUGGAAUUUACACCCUUGGGGAAAAUAUUGCUGACAAUGGAGGGCUACUUCUUGCAUACAAGGCCUACAAAGCAUGGCAGAACAACAACCAUGAAACAAAGACUCUGGUUGGUCUAAAUUUGACAAGUGAUCAACAGUUCUUUGUAGGGUUCUCCCAAAUCUGGUGCACAUACUACACUCCAAAAUACCUCAAACAAGCCAUUCUGACUGAUCCUCACACAGUUGCUAAGUACAGAGUAAUUGGUUCUCUUUCAAAUUCCAAGGAAUUUUCAGAAGCAUUUAAAUGUUCAUCUGACAAGGCAAUGAAUCCAGAAGAUAAAUGUAAACUUUGGUAGGGAGAAAAGGUCAAGUGCCAACUUUAUGAACUCCGCAAUUGAGAAGGAGUGCUUCCAGUCACCUGAGCGUCAGGAUGAUCAUCAUCAUUAUCUUCUUAGGAAGCUGGCCAUUAUCUCGGUUUAGUGUUUCAGAUACAACAGACAACAUUUGUUCAAUCAUCAUCUUUUUUGGAAGCUGGCCAUUAUCUCGGGUUAGUGAGUCAAAUACAACAGACAACAUUUGUUCAGAAUUUGUCUGAUGAUACUAAUAUAAAAUUGUAAUUUGACAAUUCCAAGACAAUUAAUAUUCAAAUAAGUGAGUUUUUUAAGACUGAUUUGAAGGCUGUAACAGAAUCAGAAUGUUUAGUGGAAGAAAGCAGGAACUGCAAAAGUAUGUUGGCUAACAUUAAUUUGGCUGAAAUAUUUAGUGUUGGAACCGAAGAUAUUAUGAAUCUAACAAUUUUCUACUUUAUCAGAAAAAGUCUGAUGAAACAUAUCUAUUGGAGUCUGACAGAUCAACAUUUGAAAGUAAUGGACCUUUCCAGAGUUCAGUCAAACCAAGCUACUGACUAAUGAGAACAGGGCCAGCUUGAGCAUGUCCCAACACACAGGGGAAAUGUUAAUGCUACAGCCAAGCUUUGUCCUAAUAGAUGUUGGUGACCCACUUCAGAAUGACACUACAGAUGGAUUAAUGACAGUGAUGGUAGAGGAGUGCAAACCUUAUGGCCCUGUCACACCUUGACGAUUUAGUCAGCCUAUGCCAAACGUAUCAAAAUUUCUCUAAAAUGCUGGCAUAUGCUAAAAUAUCGAUGCUUUUUUUCGUAUUAGUAAAUUAUAUAGAACGUUUUGAUUACUUAUAAAAAACUUACACGAACGAAUGCUCAGUGUGUUGCCGGCAUUCACAACUUAUGCCCAGUGAUAGUCUAAUUUAUGCACAGCGCCCGGCAGCGUAUCGCUGAUUAUCACAUGUCAUAGCCUAUAAAAAGGCCGCUACUCGUCGAUUCAAAUCAUAACCUAACUCUAGACAUCGCAGUAUCAAAAUCAUAAUAUCGCCAUCACCCCAUUUUAAUAUACCUAUUCCCCUAAACUCUGCCAAUACGCCAUUAUACGAUAACUGUAAGUUAGAAACACGUUCAGUAAGUUUUUUUAUCGUCUGGAACUCGUAACGUGUGUCAAUGUGUGUCAACGAUCGCUUAACUUACCUACAACUUAUGGCAGCGUAUGCGGAACGUACGUGCCAUACGCUGGCAUACAUCAAAAUUUUUUGUGCAUGCACAAAUCUUUUCGACGUUCUCGCCGUACUAGGAUGUAUACAGGCGUGCUUCAGCGUGCUUAACUUAUUGGAAACUUAUCAAUAACUUAUUCGACGUACAUCAGCGUAUAUGCCAUUUUUUUCAUACGUCAGCAUACGCUGGUUAAAUCGUCAAGUGUGACAGGGCCAUUACUAAAACUGCGAGAAAUGCAAUACAAUUGGCACAUGUUCAACAAGCUGUCUAAAAUUUUUAUUCAUCUGCUGCAAGAAAUUCAAUACAUUCAUCUUUCUAUAUCUAUAUGCAAUGACCUGUCUUAAGACAAUCACUUUGGACAUUAAUAAACAAAGAUUCUAUGGAAUCAACAUCAACAUAAUUUAAGAAAAAAAGUCUUCCAAAUUGUACUUUUCAUUUGGCUGCUGAUAUCUUUGAAGGAAUAUUAAAAUAAAUAUAUUCUCAUUGUUUUUCUGUAACAUUCUAUCUAAAUAAUAUCUUAUAAACUCUGUUUUCAUGGAAUUUAAAAUGCAAAUACUGUAGUUAUUUUCAGAUCAGUACCUCUACAGUAUUUCAGAUUGUUGUCCAUAUCAAUGUUUCUCCCUUGUUUUUUUUUUUUUGUUUUUUUUUUUCAUUUAUAUCGGGAAGCUAUGAUGUUAAAUCUGUCGUAUUGGUUGUAUGAUAUGGCAGUUGUCCAAACAGAAGGCUUGUAGUGGAAAAAUGAACAAAAACUACUACAAUAUGUGUGUGCUAAUUUUGAUUUUGUAAAGCUUUUCUUCAUAUUUUUUUAAAGAUAUACUGUCUGCAUUGAGUUAAGAACAUUUGAUUUGCUGACCAUCCAUACUUAAGAAAGUUGUGCUUUCAAUAAACUUAGGCCGAUGCAUCAAAACUGCUGUUCCUAUAUUUGUUGAUUAUUAAUCAAUUUUUAUAUAUAGAUUAUUAAUCCUUUGUUGUUGUUUUUUAAUUUGUAUUUCCCUCUAGAAAUUUUGAUGAUGAUUUAGAAAGAAAUGAUGAUUUGUUCCAAUGUAAAUUUAUGUAAAAGUUAUAAACAUUAUUAAUAGUAUACCAUUAAUGUAUUUCACAUCUUUAAUAGUUAUUGGUAGCCUAUUCCAUUUAAAAGGGAAACUUAACUAGAGCAAUUUCCGACAUUUAUGCUAAAAGCUCAAAUUUUGCAUAUACCAUUUAAAUAUUUCCCUGCGCAUUUAUUGUAUAGAAGGGUUUUUGAGGAUGUGGUUAUUCGAGGGAGGCAUUUAUUUUUUGUUGUGUAAAAUGAAUACGUACUCAGAUAAACGCCUCUUAAUUUCACUGUAAAUGUAGAACCUCAACUAUUAAUUACCAUAAAAUUUGUUAUUGCGUGAUCUUAAAGACUUAUUAAUCCCAACCAGGUUUGAAAAAAUGUAAUUCUACUGGAGCAGAAUAUUAAUAGACUGUGUUGAGAAUGAUGUUGUUUCCAUUAAAUUGCUUACAGUCAUUUAGGAGGGCGUUUAUUCGAGGAAAAAAUAAAAGUCUCAUGGCGUUUAUUCGAGCAAGGCGUUUAUUUGGUCCUAUUAAAAUGAGCAAUUUAACUUUUAAAAUUACUUUUUGAGGGUUCCCCGAUUUCACUAUAGACAGUAUAUCUUUAUUACAUUGGUGUUAAGGAAUACUUUUAUUUGAAGAUUUUAAAACUGUAUAUGUUUAGUUAAUUCAUAUAUUUAUCAAAAUACAUUCUGUUUCAUAUUUUGGUUGAAAAUUAACUAUAUAUUUAUUAAUCUAUAAUAAAAAUAUUUAUAAUGGUGUACAUUAUUUUUACUUCUAUAAUAUAUAUAUACGUACAGUAACAAGAUUUUAUUUAAACCUUCGAAGUGUUUUUUUUUUCCAAGUAGUAGCUGAAAAGUAGUUGUGUUUAGUGGAUUUAUAAGGUACAGUAGUGUUUCUAAUUAUAUUUGUUUCAUAGUUAUAAGUUCUUCAAUGUAAAUAGUGCGCGUGCGCGUGGUGGGGUUAUUAAUGUAUGGCUGAAGCAAGUUGUCUCCUUAUUGAAACACGAUUUCCUUUUUUUUUUUACUUGUUGGAAUAUUUGUCUUUCAAAAUUGUAAAUUUUUAUCGUGUUUUCCACCAUUAUUGAAGAAUAUCUUGGUUUUCAUAUACUAACAUGUUGAAACCAUAAAACGUACGUUUACCUGAAUCUGAACCAUCAGCAAGGCUUUUCCAAUAAUGAAAUGUAGAUGGGAUGUCAAAUCUUCAUUGUAAAUUACCCUAUUUAGUAUUUGUAUUCAAUUCAUUUUGGCAAAACAUAAUACAGAAGCCGUACAUCUAUAUUUGGCUACAUUAUAUAAUAUUAAAAUCGGUGGAGAUAUAUCAUCUACGAAUGUGAAUCGCCUAGUCGAUGGCACGGGAUAUUUUAAAUAAAUUUUGGGCCCAUCUGUUACAUUGAUAUUGCGUGUAGGCCGGCAUUACUCAUCUGUGCUUUAUUUAACAGGUCUAAAGAACACAUUUUUUUUAAAUCUAACACGCUGGUAAUUUUUAAUCAUACAAUAUGAAGUGUUUUAUAUGAUUUAGGUUGUUUUCGAAAGUUAAAGAAAUUGGGACGGCUAAAACUGAAUUUCGCACGAGCCGACGCCAUCAUUUAUUUGUACUAAAAUGCCUUGAAAAUACUGAGCUAUACAUAUUGUGUUGCAGUGCAAAAAUAUUACACACAGUUUCUUCGUCUAAUCGCAACCGCUUUCUGAUCUUUAGUUCAAUCAGCGUAUAAUUAAUGCACUUGCUUUGACCAACUUCCGUAAAAGAUAAACCAAAACAACUUCAAGGAUAAAAUUAAACCAAAGAUCAUUUGGAGUUUAUAAGAUAAAUAAUGUGUUGUACUUUUAUUGGCAUGUUGCGUCUUCCAGUGAGUACCACAGUUUUGUAUCUGUCUUCCAAAGUUAUUUAUUGUUAUUAAUUAUUAUGAAUAAUAAUAAUACUAUUGUUAUCAUUAUUAUUGUUAUAGUUGUUAUUAUUUAACUGCAGAAUUUAUUAUAAUAAUAGAUGUGUUCUACGAUAUUUCAUGAUAUUGAGAAUUUAAAAAAAAACCACUACAUGUUAUUUUUUUUCAGAUAUGUAAGACAGCUGUAUCCGGGGUUAUCAAUAAGUUAUAAGGGAAUUUUCGAUCACGGAGAAUAUUUACGUCAUGUUAUGUGCACUUUGAUAUGAGCUCAUGACCGUAGGAAAAUCAGGAAUUUUAGCUAACUUAAUUACAAUCUCAUACCAUACCUUGUGAUCGAAAAAUUGGUUGGUUUAUGCAAUUAGGUAUCAAGAAUAUUUAGUAUUUGUACAGAAAAUCUGGAGAGGUUGGAAUAAAAUGUCUGUUUUUGAUCUAUUGAAACAAUGAAACGUUAAUAAACAAUUAACAACUCA